Amoebophrya sp. A25 is the source of this 1337-nucleotide messenger RNA. NCBI's taxonomy places the organism in Eukaryota, Dinophyceae, Syndiniales, Amoebophryaceae. The record is from the annotation of a GenBank genome assembly.
AUCUUCGAAUCUUAGCUAAAAACUCGUCUCGUAAGACCCUGAAGCCCAAGCAUAAAGUACCUGGUGGCAAAGAAAUAGCGUUUUCUCCGGUACCGGCAUGUGGAGGUACGCCGGAAGCCGCUUUCGCAGGGACUACAUCGACGUGUGAUCUCGAUUUGGUUGAUGUUAUUAAAGAAAAGAAAGAAUCUAGUGGUUGUGGGCAAGAGAAAGUUUCGAGUCCAAAGAACAGAGCAUUUGCAGUAUCCGAGCCGGAUCAGAUGAAGCGAAGUCAUCUUCGCGUUUUGUGCUUAUUCUGGUUCUGUGUGAAUCUGCUUUACUACGGUUUGAGUUUCAGUGUUGAGCAGUUAGUGACGAUCUCUCCUGCAGGUGAGGACGCUGCGAGUUCCAGGUCCAGUAUAGAAGAGCAAGGACCAAGGAAAUUACCAUCCUCUCGACCUACACCAGGACAGCGAGGAGACGUAGCCGACAUCUACAUCUUAUCCGCGUUGCUUGGUUCCGUGGAGUUCCCAGCGAUUUAUCUGGUCGCAAAGAGUAUGAACUCCGUAAGAUUUGGCAGGCGUCUGAGUUCUGUGCUCUUCUGGCUAGUGGCGGGUCUUGCUUGUCUGGCGAGUAGUGCGUUCUUGACGAAUGAGGACCUCCUAGUUGUACCCAGUGCAAGUAGGGCGUUAGUGUUGAUGAAACACAGACAGCUAGGGAAAAACACUGAAUUAGCAGGGACGAUUACAGCAGAGGAUCAAGGUGGACACUCAAGCUCUUCAGGUUCAGCAGAGGAAACCUUUACUCUUUAUUCGCUUUGGGGCUGCCUUCUUAUCGGCAAGAUGUGCAUGACGGCUCAGUUUGCACUACUCUACGUUUGGGGGAGUGAAGUUUUUCACACCUCUCACCGAAGUACAGCGAUGGCGUGGCAGAGCGCCUCAGCGAGAGUUUCGGGAGUCUGCCUACACCCCUUAUUGUCGCUGCUGGAUUUAAGCGGCACAAUGGUGUUGUUUUUAUGAAACAGGUUGUCGUAUGGCUGUUACUGCUUCAAAAGACAGAAGAUUGAAGUUCAUGUUAAUUUAGUUCUAGAAGUUGUAAGAAAAUAAAGAUGCACCGACCACUUCUAACCUUCGCCGCUGCGGGUUUGGUGUGCAGUAUGCUUUGUGCACUCAGGGUCUUGCCUGAAACGCGAGGAAAGGCUUUAGACGAGACACUAGUAGAACAUGACAAAGAGAUGUCACCAUUGAAAGUUGUACAUCGCACACGCAACAAGUCAAAACCUUUGGAACAAGAGCCUGAGUAAAACAAAAAUAGUUUUCCAUUUGCCGAACUAGGCAAAAUGGACACACCACAUGUCGUCA